Molecule: messenger RNA, 1298 nt
Organism: Cyanistes caeruleus (blue tit)
Lineage: Eukaryota; Metazoa; Chordata; Aves; Passeriformes; Paridae
Source: RefSeq, a predicted model, not a curated record
UGGAGCUGCAGCGUGUGCGGCCAGCAGCAGGCCGUGCAGAAGGUUUAUGGGCAGGGCUCGGGCCUGGAGUGCCGGCGCCAUGUCCAGAAGCUGAACUUGCUGCAGGGUGAAGCAGAGGAGGCGUUGGGUUGGACAUCUUGGUGUGUAGAAGACUCUGUAAGUGACAGCAAAAAUAAAGCAGCACAACAUGAGGACAGUUCAGUCCAGCAGGAGGGAAGGACAGAAGGCAGUCGUUGGAGUAAAUAUCUGGACCAGGAGAGUGAGGAUCAGGAAGAUGGCAAGGAGGAGGCAGCUCUGGAAAGGCAACAGUUCUGUUCCCAGAGAAAGAACACUGUGGGAGAACAAAGGAAACACCUGAAGCACUUCCUAUCCAAUGAUGUUCCAGAGCAUGCAGAAGAAAGUGGAGUUUCUCAGCUUGUCCAUCAAGCCAAAAAAGUUAAAACCACUGAGCACAAGAAAUGCUUUGUAGCAGUGCCUGAUGGACAUGAUGGAGAUGCUGGUUCUGGAGGCCGUGUGGUUCCUGCUCUCUGCGAGGCUGUAGUGCCUGAGGAAAAUACACAGCCCCCAACUGCUUGUACCAAACCAUCCAAGUGGGGAAAAUACCUCUCAUUUUCAGACAACUGUAGUGAAAAUGCUGCUGCAGUGACCAUGGCACUGCAGGAGAGCAGUGGAGGUGUGGGGCUAGACAGCACUGCUGCUGGCAGGUCCUGGGGGUGCUCAGGGCAGGCUGGAAGAAGUCUGCCUCAGGGUACAGGUUUUGAAUUUAACAAGUGUGUUGCUAGCACUGAAGAUCAAGCCCUGAGACUGCCCAGCAGCAGGUGCUCAGUUGAGGAAGUGUUCAGGGAACCUCAGAGCCAGAUGCUCAGGGUGGGAGCUGCUGCAGGGACCACUGCAGGAAGGGCAAACACCCUUGUGAACUCUAACCCUAGGCUAAAGAUGAGCAGCCGUUCUUGUGAGCAACUCUUCUGCACAGGUGAGGAGUUUGAUGAUGACCUCUGACAUGUCUUGCUUAUUUCUAAGGUAUUUGCUAUGUUGUUUACUUAGAGUUUUGAACUAAAGGUGGUUGUACACAAAGGCAUAUAGAACUGCACUAUUCAAGUUGUUUACUUGCUUGAUUGGUUGUGUUUGGGGGGAAGGGAAGGAGGGGAAAGAGACUUUCUCUCAGGUUACAGUGUUGUCUAGCAACCUCAGCAGCUAGAAAUAGGAAUGGAAGUAGGUCAGCUAGGGGAGACAAAGCUCACAGGGCUUUAAGGAUUCCUGGCCUGUACAAUUAAAUUCUGUGAUUGACUCCUUACAAA